Messenger RNA from Symphalangus syndactylus (siamang), 6307 nucleotides. It is a transcript of the gene ARHGEF18, whose product is annotated as Rho/Rac guanine nucleotide exchange factor 18. NCBI's taxonomy places the organism in Eukaryota, Metazoa, Chordata, Mammalia, Primates, Hylobatidae. The record is from RefSeq and is a predicted model, not a curated record. Gene Ontology annotation, biological process: small GTPase-mediated signal transduction. Gene Ontology annotation, molecular function: guanyl-nucleotide exchange factor activity.
UGAUUCACGGUUUGCCUCCGCCAGCUGGAGCUCCUACAGGGUGGGGAUUUGUGUCUGUCUUGUUCACCGUGAUCCCACACCUGCCACAGUGCCUGGCAUACAGUAGGUGCUUGAUAAAUGCGUGUUGCCUGAAAGAAAUAAUCAACUGGUUGCAGAAUGGGCUCUGAGCCCAAGUCAUGUGUCCAACCUUUUGACUCUGGAGCUGUGGCUUCGGCCACCAAGAGCAGCAGUAGAUCCUGGAAACCUGAGAACCCAGACUUCUUCUCUGCCAUGGGGGAUGAUCAGGAGGAUGAUUUUCCCAGGCAGCUCAGCGAGAGUAUGGAGGACCUCAGCCUGGAUUUGGGGGCCCUUCAGGGCAGCGAGUAUCUGCAGGACCUGAGCCUUGGGGCCCCUUCCCACAGCCAGCCUGGGGAGACCCCAGACAGUCGCCCCCCAGGUGAAGAACCGGGAAGGGAUUCUCUUUUCUCCAGCUUGGUGGGGUCCCAAGACCUGUCAAGGCGGCGCAGCUGGGAAAGGUCGCGGAGCUGCUCAGAGAGCUGGCGGAGGCUCAGCCUCGAUGCCUCAACUGUGGAGGAGGAACCCUGUCUCCCUCGAACACUGGCCAGCCUUGCUUUGAACCUGCCAGGAGGAGGGCUGAAGACCUGGACUCAAGGGUGUCUGUCUGGGGGCGGGACCCCCGCAGAGACCCCAGGCAAGGAAUGUGACAGCCCCAAGAAAAGAGUGAGGUCAAGGUCUGUUCCUGUGUCCUUCUAUGAGAUCCACUCUCCAGAAAUCUCUCCGGGUCUGGAAGUGCCCACUCCGCCUGUUCAAGGCCUGGAACCUCCAGUGCUGGAGUGCAUGGAAAAAGACCACGUGGAACCAGAUCACGUGCUGAUUGUCCAGCAGGUGCUUCAAGAACUUCGACAGUACCAUGGGGCCCGGCAGAGGGCUUGCACGUCAGCCAGCCCCGGAGGAGCCCACUCAAACCUGACCUGGUUUGAAUUCCUGUCGGAGAGCGAGGAUGGUGCUGGCAGGAACGAGAAGAGUGACAAGAGUACCAGUGUGAAGCGCAGGCUGAGCUGCCUCCGCAGUCGAGUGACCAGACAGAAGGAGAAGGGUAAGACCCCAGCACAUCUAAAGGACAAGGGCCAGGAUGCACGAGAGAAGCGGGAGUGUGUCAAUGGGCACCAGCUGGUGCAAGGGACCUUCUCCGGCCCCUCCAGCUGCCCCCUGUGUGGCAAACCCUUCUUGAGCUCAGCCUCGCUCAAGGAGCACCCCCGGGGCACCCUCCUGUCCGAUGGCAGCCCGGCCCUGUCCAGGAAUGUCGGUAUGACGGUCUCUCAGAAAGGGGGUCCCCAGCCAACACCGAGCCCGGCUGGCCCUGGGACGCAACUCGGACCAAUCACAGGAGAGAUGGAUGAAGCCGAUUCUGGGUUUUUUAAAUUUAAGCAGAUAGCUGAUGACUCUCUGUCCCUUACAUCUCCGAACACCGAGUCCAUUUUUGUAGAAGAUCCCUACGCCGCCUCACUGAGGAGUGAGAUUGAGUCAGACGGCCACGAGUUUGAAGCUGAGUCCUGGAGCCUCGCCGUGGACCCAGCCUACGCCAAGAAGCAAAAGAGGGAGGUGGUGAAAAGACAAGAUGUCCUUUAUGAGCUGAUGCAGACAGAGGUGCACCAUGUGCGGACACUCAAGAUCAUGCUGAAGGUGUACUCCAGGGCCCUGCAGGAGGAGCUGCAGUUCAGCAGCAAGGCCAUUGGCCGCCUCUUCCCAUGCGCUGAUGACCUGCUGGAGACGCACAGCCACUUCCUCGCUCGGCUCAAGGAGCGCCGCCAAGAGUCCCUGGAGGAGGGCAGUGACCGGAAUUAUGUCAUCCAGAAAAUCGGCGACCUCCUGGUUCAGCAGUUUUCAGGUGAAAAUGGGGAGAGAAUGAAAGAAAAGUACGGUGUGUUUUGUAGUGGCCACAAUGAAGCUGUUAGUCAUUAUAAGUUGCUGCUUCAGCAAAACAAGAAAUUUCAAAACUUGAUCAAGAAAAUUGGCAACUUCUCCAUCGUGCGGCGGCUUGGUGUGCAGGAGUGCAUUCUCCUGGUUACACAACGCAUAACCAAAUACCCAGUGCUGGUGGAGCGCAUCAUCCAGAACACGGAAGCUGGCACUGAGGACUAUGAAGACCUGACCCAGGCCUUGAACCUCAUCAAAGAUAUCAUCUCACAAGUGGACGCCAAGGUCAGUGAGUGUGAGAAGGGCCAGCGCCUCAGGGAGAUCGCAGGGAAGAUGGACCUGAAGUCCUCCAGCAAACUCAAGAACGGGCUCACCUUCCGCAAGGAAGACAUGCUUCAGCGGCAGCUUCACCUGGAGGGCAUGCUAUGCUGGAAGACCACAUCAGGGCGCUUGAAAGAUGUCCUGGCCGUCCUGCUGACCGAUGUACUUUUGCUGCUACAAGAAAAAGAUCAGAAAUACGUCUUUGCUUCUGUGGACUCAAAGCCACCCGUCAUCUCAUUACAAAAGCUCAUCGUGAGGGAAGUGGCCAACGAGGAGAAAGCGAUGUUUCUGAUCAGCGCCUCCUUGCAAGGGCCAGAGAUGUAUGAAAUCUACACGAGCUCCAAAGAGGACAGGAACGCCUGGAUGGCCCAUAUCCGAAGGGCUGUGGAGAGCUGCCCUGACGAGGAGGAGGGGCCCUUCAGCCUGCCCGAAGAGGAAAGGAAGGUGGUCGAGGCCCGCGCCACGAGACUCCGGGACUUUCAAGAGCGGUUGAGCAUGAAAGACCAGCUGAUCGCGCAGAGCCUCCUAGAGAAACAGCAGAUCUACUUGGAGAUGGCCGAGAUGGGCGGCCUCGAAGACCUGCCCCAGCCCCGAGGCCUAUUCCGUGGAGGAGACCCAUCCGAGACCCUGCGGGGGGAGCUAAUUCUCAAGUCAGCCAUGAGCGAGAUCGAGGGCAUCCAGAGCCUGAUCUGCAGGCGGCUGGGCAGCGCCAAUAGCCAGACGGAAGACGGAGGCAGCUCCACAGGCCCGCCCAGGAGGGCUGAGACCUUCGCGGGCUACGACUGCGCAAACAGCCCCACCAAGAAUGGCAGUUUCAAGAAGAAAGUCAGCAGCACCGACCCCAGGCCCCGAGACUGGCGAGGCCCCCCAAACAGCCCGGACUCGAAGCUCAGUGACAGUGACAUUCCUGGGGGCUCCGAGGAAUCGCCGCAGGUGGUGGAGGCGCCAGGCACGGAAUCUGAUCCCCGUCUGCCCACAGUCCUGGAGUCGGAGCUUGUCCAGCGGAUCCAGACACUGUCCCAGCUGCUCCUGAACCUUCAGGCGGUAAUCGCCCACCAGGACAGCUAUGUAGAGACGCAGCGGGCUGCCAUCCAGGAGCGCGAGAAGCAGUUCCGGCUGCAGUCGACGCGUGGGAACCUGCUGCUGGAGCAGGAGCGGCAACGCAACUUCGAGAAGCAGCGGGAGGAGCGCGCGGCCGUGGAGAAGCUGCAGAGCCAGCUGCGGCAGGAGCAGCAGCGCUGGGAGCGCGAGCGACAGCGGCAGCAACAGGAGCUGGAGCGUGCGGGCGCGCGGCUGCAGGAGCGCGAGGGCGAGGCGCGGCAGCUACGCGAGCGGCUGGAGCAGGAGCGGGCCGAGCUGGAGCGCCAGCGCCAGGCCUACCAGCACGACCUGGAGCGGCUGCGCGAGGCCCAGCGUGCCGUGGAGCGCGAGCGGGAGCGCCUGGAGCUGCUGCGCCGCCUCAAGAAGCAGAACACCGCGCCAGGCGCGCUGCCGCCCGACACACUGGCCGAGGCCCAGCCCCCAAGCCACCCUCCCAGCUUCAACGGGGAAGGGCUGGAGGGGCCUCGGGUGAGCAUGCUGCUGUCUGGCGUGGGGCCAGAGUACGCAGAGCGCCCCGAGGUGGCUCGCCGGGACAGCGCCCCCACCGAGAGCCGGCUGGCCAAGAGCGAUGUGCCCAUCCAGCUGCUCAGCGCCACCAACCAGUUCCAGAGGCAGGCGGCCGUGCAGCAGCAGAUCCCCACCAAGCUGGCGGCCUCCACCAAGGGUGGCAAGGACAAGGGUGGCAAGAGCAGGGGCUCUCAGCGCUGGGAGAGCUCAGCGUCCUUCGACCUGAAGCAGCAGCUGCUGCUCAACAAGCUCAUGGGGAAAGAUGAGAGCACCUCACGGAACCGCCGCUCGCUGAGCCCUAUCCUGCCCGGCGGACACAGCCCUGUACCCCCACCAGACCCUGGCUUCCCCGCCCCGAGCCCACCGCCAGCCCCCUCCGAGGGCUUCUCUCUCAAGGCUGGGGGCACAGCCCUCCUGCCCGGGCCCCCAGCUCCCUCACCACUGCCGGCCACACCACUCAGCGCCAAGGAGGACGCCAGCAAAGAAGACGUCAUCUUCUUCUAAAAGGGCCGUGACUCAAGGAAAGUUUUUAAUGGAAAGUUGAGCCAGAACUAAACCAGGGAGCUGUCUGAAAUCAUAGCACCCCAUCCGGGUGGCGGGGAGAUCAACUCCGAGCUGUUUUUCCGAGGCAGUGAGGAACGGUGCCGGCUGUGCACGGAGCUGAGGACAGGACAGACCUUGCUUUGAGAAGGAGCUGCCGGCCGGGGCCACGCUCCACAGCCACUGCACGACAGUGGAGCCAAGGGUUAGGGCACCAGGAGGGGCCAGGUGGCGUCGGCAGCAUCUGUCCCCAGAGUCAGGCAGAAUCCAUGUCCCAAACAGCCCCACGCAGGUUCACCAUGAACCUCAGGGCCAGGGAAUGAGCCAGGCACGGGGGCAUGGGCAGAGAGGGCCACGGGGCAGGGCCCACUGAGGGAACAUCAGUACCCUCCAGUCAGGUUCUGUGGGUUUGGAAGCCCAUUGUGAAAGGGGCUGACCUUUGCCCCUUUUUACUUGGCAUUGGUUUUGAAACCAGCUAUUUCCCAAACUGCUUCCCGAGGGCACCCAUUGCUGUUCACACGCUCAGCCUGUCUGGGGGACUGGGCCUCUAGCUUCAGCCAGGGUGGGUACACACCCCGGGCACAGGGUCCUCAGCCCCUGGGAAAUGAGCUCCCGGGGCUGGCGUCCCACCUUCCAGGCGGGGGCUGGCACAUCACAGACUGUCAAGAGCGCCAUGUCCCACGGCAUGCAGAGGAAGCACCUAGAGACGUUGCAGCAAGUGGACAAGUGGCCGCUGUGCGGGCUCCUCGCUUGUAGUGAGCUGUUGCAGUUCAUGGUCCCUCCCCGGGAGGAGUGGAGGAAGGAGGUGUUGGGUAGUGUCAAAGGUGCUGGGACAUCCCAGGGUGGUGAGAUCCAUCCAUGAUCCGGCUCCGGUGGAGAAAGGGCACAUUUCAAGCCUUGUUCUGCACCCCAAGCAUUGGUGGCAGGACUGGGUCCUGGCUGAUCGUCCUUGUUCCCAGUGGGGUACACGUGAGCCCCUGCCAGGGCCAAGUCCUUCUCCCGAACCCAGGGUCCUGGGAACCACAGAUCCUGGGGGGAUUCAGCCCUUCUCCCACUGUGCUGGCAGAGGCAGUCCUGUGAUGCUGAAUACAGUGAAUAGGGACAUUCCCGCCACUUGGGGACAGAUGGGCACAGGGGAGGGGAAACUCCGUCAGGAAGUGCUCCCCUGGGCAGAGGCGCCCACUGGGUUCCGUGGGCUUAGGAGGGGGCGGGGCAGGAGCUGGUGCCAACUGGGAACCAGAGCCCCACAGCCAUACAGCCCGUCGGUGACAAGGUCCUGAGAACACAGUGAGUGGCCGGGUGUCCCCAGGCUCCUGGCCCCUCCGACGACCUCAACUCUACCCAGCCCAGUCCUUGGCCAUCAGUGACACCCUCCACCCCCGUCAGAUCCCAUGUGUGCCAUGUUUAUCAUCAGUGUUUUGUAUUUUUGUACUGAGUAUCCGAGCACUUUACAAAAGCUGACUGUGCGUUCCUGUUCUGUUGUGAAGAGAACAUUCCCAGACCCUGGCACCCUCCUGAGCCGGCGUGCGCCAGUCCAGCCCUCCCAGAUGCCACAGUUCCUUGGAUGGGGGAGAAGUUCAAGGAAUUUCUGCUCGGCCACGCGGUGGGAAGCCCGCGUCCCCACCACGUGGCUGAGGGGUCUCCGUCGUGCUAGGCAUCGGGCGGCGGCGCCGACAGCCCUUCCUUCACCAGUGACCCUCGGCCACUCCUGGGUUGGAGCCCGAUUUUAUUUGUAAAGUUGACAGGCAAGCAAACGUUCGUAUUUUCGUGGGAUCUGCACACGUCUUUGUCAGUCGUGGCCAUGAUCUUAGUCACCUGCUAAUUAUUUUUACAAUGAUUACAACGUUUCCUCACCGCGGGAUAUUUCUGACCCGCUUUAGAACUUAAGACCCGAUUCUAGCAAUAAACGUGUCCAAGAUGA